Molecule: messenger RNA, 1386 nt
Organism: Limanda limanda (common dab)
Lineage: Eukaryota; Metazoa; Chordata; Actinopteri; Pleuronectiformes; Pleuronectidae
Product: FERM domain-containing protein 6-like
Exons: 13
Coding region: 1-1386 (461 amino acids)
Biological process (GO): positive regulation of hippo signaling
Cellular component (GO): cytoskeleton; cytoplasmic side of apical plasma membrane
Source: RefSeq, a predicted model, not a curated record
AUGUGUCGUUACUUUGAAGAGGUACGUCUCGGACUGAGAUCAGCAACAGAAGCUCCUGUGACAAUGAGGACGAAACAGAAGCGACGAGUGUGCAUCCUCCUCCCCAACAAGCAGCACCUGGACUGUACCGUCACAGUGAAAGCCAGAGCCCAGGAGGUGUUGAACAGCGUUUUGAAGCAGCUCGGCGUCACUGAUCUCUACAUCUUCGGCCUGGCUGUUCUCAGAGAUAAUGAAUAUCUCUUUCUUGAUUUGGGCCUGAAAUUGAGCAAGUACUUUGGCACAAGAUGGAACAGAAGCUCGAUAACAGUCCCAUUCAUCGUAUUUCUGAGGGUGCAGUAUUAUAUAGAGAAUGGGCAGCUGAUAUUGAGCAGCAAAGUGCAGCAGCUCUACUACACCGAGCUGAGGCAGAAGGUGCUGCGCUCACAGAGCCGCCAGCAGGAAGCUCUGUUCUUCCAACUCGCAGCUUCUGCUCUUCAGGCAGAAGUUGGAGAUCUGGAGCAGAGAUAUGGGAAUGAAGGAGAGGAGGAAAGAUGUUACUUCCUUCCUGAAGAUUACUUCCCCUCCUGGCUGAUUAAACGUCGAGGGCGAGACUACCUGCUCCAGCACUGCCCUGCGCUGCACGGUGACCUGAGAGGUGUGACACGCAGCCAGGCCACGCUGCAGUUUAUCAAAGAGGCCGGCAGCCUGCAGGACGGACCGGUCACCUUCUACAGGAUGAGACAGAAUAAAAGAGAGCGGAGAAGUUCCAUCCUUCUUGGGGUGGUGGUGAAAGGAGUCCAUAUUUACGAGGAGGUGGAAGGGAAACUGUGUCUGUUAUACGAUCUUUCUUGGACCAACAUUGACCGCUUCACUUUCCAGGGAAGACGGUUUGAAGUUUCUGCUGUCGGGUCUCUGUGUCUCCCUGAGCUGGUGUAUUACACUCACUCUGCCUUCCACUCCAAACACGUCCUGAGGCACCUGACCGACAGUCACCGGCGGCACAUCGACACCAGAGACGCAGUCAGCUACAUGCAGCAGCUGGAGGACAUGGAGGCCAGUCGCUUCUACAACGAGGCCUACAUCUGUGACACAGCAGGCCUGAGACAGCGGCUUCAAACCGACAACCUCACGUCCUCCAUGUCUGACUGCAGCGCUGCAGCGGGAACAAGCACGGCCUGGUCCAAAGAGGAGGAGGAGGAAGAUGAAGAGUAUUUCACAGCUGAAGUUAUGGUUGUGUUUGUGUUGACUGUGGCAGAGUUUGAGUUGUGCGUCGAUGAACCAGAGGAGGUUUUUGUUGAUGACCCAGCGGAGGUGUCCUGGCUGGCUGAGCUGAUCCGAGGUGCGUCUGUGGAUGGAGCCGUAGUGUUCCCUUCCUCUUGGGAAGCCAUCAACAUGGAAGUGAAGUAG